CUGAGGGGAACGGUUGGCUUAAGAUAGUGAAUAUAUGUACUUUAGGAAAAAACACUGAGUCAUAUUAUUCAUGUAUUCGAUAUCCCUUCAAUUUGCGUGCCUGGCAGUGACCUUUGGCCUAGGUUCGGGCCAAAUCUGGCCCAGAAAUGUUUGCAGUAACCCAGAGAGGGUUACAUAUAAUCAUAGAGUUAUGAAGUUUAAACAGGUGCCUUAUCAACAGUAUUCAUAUUUCGGAGGCUGGCAGACAAAGUAUAGGCAAGAGCCUGUAUGGGAAACCGAGGUUGCCUACAGAUUUGAGCCGAAGUACAGCUGCUGUAGCGGCUACGAGGGAUCCAUCUACGACUGCAAGCCCUCCUGCAAGAACAAGUGUCCUGUCAACGGUUUCUGCGUGGCUCCCGAUCAAUGUAGCUGCAACGGGGGUUACGGCGGAUCCGAUUGCCAGCCAAUUUGUGAGUCGCCUUGUGGCAAGAACGAGUUUUGCGAGCGACCCGGCGAGUGCAGCUGCCAAAGUGGCUACCAUCGAAGUUCUGCCCAUGAAAAUUGCCUUCCCGUUUGCGCCGACGGCUGUGGAGAUCAUGGCUUCUGUUCCGAGCCUGGCAAAUGCGAGUGCCAGCCCUCGUAUGAAAAGCUGGAAAAUGGCACUGAUUGUCUGCCAGUUUGCGACCCGAAAUGUGGCCAAAACUCCUACUGUCAGGAGCCGCAGUUGUGCACCUGCUUGGAAGGCUACAAGGCCGAUGAGCAAGGCACUUGCUCACCCAUCUGCCAGGAGGAUUGUGGUCCCAACAGUCGGUGCUCGAAGCCAGGGUUCUGCGAGUGUGAGCAGGGAUAUGCCGGUGACGAAAGAGGAGCCAAUUGCCAGCCAGUUUGCGCCAGUUGCCCGGAGAAUGCAAAGUGCCUAAGUCCCAGCAACUGCAUCUGCAAUCCCGGCUACGUGAUGAAGGACAAUCGCUGCGAACCGCAUUGCGAGGAAGAUUGCUCGGACUAUGGACACUGUGUGGCGCCCAAUCAGUGCGAAUGCUAUGAGGGUCAUGAAGAGACGGGGGAGGACAGGAAAUGCGCCCCCAAGUGCUCCAAGGGAUGCCCAAAUGGGGUCUGUUAUUCCCCGGAAAUGUGCGUCUGCAAUCCUGGCUACCUGAUGGGACCCAAUAGUGUCUGUGAGCCGCGCUGCAGCCUCAACUGUGUCCACGGAAAAUGCACCCAGCCGGAUACUUGCUCCUGCGAUCCGGGCUAUCGAUUUGAGGAGAACUCCACUCAUGUUUGCCAGGCGAUCUGCGAUAGCGGCUGCAAGAAUGGUGAUUGCAUGGCUCCCAAUAUUUGCAUAUGCCAUGUGGGAUAUCAGCCAAACGACACGAAUCCUGCGACUUCUGUGUGCAAGCCUCAAUGUGCCGAGGGCUGUGAGUUUGGAGAUUGCGUGGCGCCUCAAGAGUGCCUUUGCUGGAGGGGCUACGAGAAAAUCAAUGGGGUUUGCAAGCCACAGACCACGACUUCCACUUCCACCUCUACGACAGAAGCUCAAAGGACAACCCCAAAAACAGAAGUCACAUCAUCCACCGAAGUCCUGCGAGUUCAUCACUCAAACUGCACUGGUGGUUGCUAUUGCUGGAUCGAGUACGAUGAGGAGGGUACCUUCAAUACGGCCAAGUGCGCCAAGAUCUGUGUGGAUCCUCAGGACCAACCCUGCCUGAAUUUGGAUAACUGCCACUGUGAUCCACCGAGCGGCCAGUUGGUUUGCAAAGAAGACAGUAGUGAGGAUGGCAGCUCAGAGGAGUCGCAUUUCGUGUGCAAAAUACAGCAGCAGGGCAAGAAAGCAAGAUCGGAGGCUGAGGUCAGAGUUCCUGAGAACAGCACCGCAUCGUCCACCAAAUGGAUGGUCAUCAUGGGCUCCUUUGCUGGAAUCAUCCUUGGUGCAGCCCUCGCAGUUGUGGCCGCAAAGUACUAUCGACGUUCUACCUCCAGGCGAGAUUACGAAGCCGACGAACGCAUCUAUGAAACUGAAUUUGAAUAG
Drosophila takahashii is the source of this 2005-nucleotide messenger RNA. The record is from RefSeq and is a predicted model, not a curated record. NCBI's taxonomy places the organism in Eukaryota, Metazoa, Arthropoda, Insecta, Diptera, Drosophilidae.